Poecile atricapillus (Black-capped chickadee) is the source of this 3547-nucleotide messenger RNA. It is a transcript of the gene VXN, whose product is annotated as vexin. Gene Ontology annotation, biological process: neurogenesis; neuron differentiation. NCBI's taxonomy places the organism in Eukaryota, Metazoa, Chordata, Aves, Passeriformes, Paridae. The transcript has 6 exons. The record is from RefSeq and is a predicted model, not a curated record. Bases 172 to 777 code for a protein of 201 amino acids.
CAGAAAAUGUUGCAAUGAAGAAUAUGGAAUGAGAUGAGAUCACAGCAUCAGUCUGUCCUUUGUAGAUCUGGACAAUGAUCACAGAGCCAGAUUGGAUUAGUGAAACCUAUUUACCAGAAGUUCAGAGCGGUUGCAUGAAGCUGAAAGGCAGUCAGUAGGGAGAGGCGGAAAAUGCACCAGAUUUACAGCUGCAGCGAUGAAAAUUUAGAAGUUUUCACCACUGUGAUUUCUUCCAAAUCAUGUAGUCCUGCCCGAAGACGAGCCAAAGCUACGCAGCACAUCCUCACAAAGAGUGUGGUUGCCAUAUCGGAGCGCCGGCCCCACCAGGGUGACCUCCUGCACGUGCUGUACGAGGCCAGGGGCGAGGAGGAGGCACGAGGAGUGGGAUGUCUGCAGGGCGGCCAGCGCGGAGCCUGCCCCGCCAAGGGCGCUGCCCAGCACGCAGGAAUUACUGAACAAGAGUCAUCCAAGUCCCAUAAUCAUCUGUUGGAUGGAAAAUCUUUGAUUCCUCCAUCUCCAGUUGCCCAUAUCACAGUGAAAGCUGUGGCUGUCACGGGCUCGCCCACACGCGACCGCAUUUCUACGGAAGACCACAGGCAGCGCUGGAGGAAGACAACAGAGUAUGACCUGGCCCUGCCACCAACAGCAGAAGCUUCCCUACCACUGACAGGAGGCAACCUGUGUGGGACACCCAGCCUCCUGAGGAAGAUGUGGAUGAAGCACAAGAAGAAGUCAGAGUACCUGGGGGCAACAAACAGUGCCUUUGAGGCAGACUGAUAAGGCUCAGCAUCCCUUGGAAAGGCAGAAGGUCCUUUAGCAGGACAAGGUGCUUUAGAAUCAAUGAGGGAACAGACACAGCACAGCUCAUCCAGGAAAAUUCUAUCUUUUUUAUUACUUGAUGCCAUUUCCUCAGAACAGUGGGAGAAAGGCUAACAAAGGUAAAAACAGUGAAUAUGAUGCAACUCAAUGGCAUUUCCUUGUUGCAUAACACUAAAAUCCCAGCUAUCCCACUAGAUUUGCAUCUUGACUCGAUGCUGAGACUACUGCUGACCCAUUCACCAUUUUCUAUGUCCUGUUUGAAUGAGCUCGGACUUGCAACAAGAGAAGCCUACAAAGAGGUUUGUGUAUUCCUGCAAGGAAACAGAUUGAUUACAGAGUGCCAUUAAAUCCCAGGGACCUACUUGUUGUGCACCACUGUUUGUCAUCUUUGCCCGCUCAUAUCAUGAGAUAAAAAUCUCAUCUUGCGAUAUGCUUGGCUGAAUGACACAUGCUAAACAACCCUUUUCCUUCAGUUUUGGUGAAAAGGGAGGAGUAAAAGAAGCAAAAAUUCUAAAACAAUGGGCCAGAACUGAGCAAGUUUGCAAACAUAUGUACCAAACUUUGCUAUGUGAAAAGUGAUGUGUGUUUUAAGGUGUCCUGCCAGAUCAAUCUAUGAGCAAUAGGGAAACCUCAAGGGAUAAUUUCUGCCAUAGAACCUGCUUAUAACUGAAAUGGUAGUCAGCAAUUUACCCUCUACCCAUGUGAUAGAGGAUAUUACAUUAAGUGCACAAAAUACCAGGAGGAAGGAAAGUAUGUAAAUGGUGCAACUGGAUGACUAAGUAUGAGAUAUUUGCAUGUAAGAGACCUGUGCUUAUGAACAGAUGGAUUUAAUGGAAUUUGCUUUAAAUUUUUUUUUUUUUUAAUUUUUUUUUUCAAUUUAGAAAUUGCUGGUCAAGUCCCCUUUGGUUUUUCUCUCAAAAAAGAACAAAUAAGUUUUACAAAAAAAGUUUUCACCACUGUUAUGGACCAUAUUAUAUUAGUCAUGAGCAGUACUUGCCUUCUGUGAGUGCUCUCCUAGUUACUAUAAAAAACCACUGGUUUCCCUAAAUACAGAACUUUAAAUAUAAAGUUGGAGGAGGCGUAUCUCCUGUUGUUUAUGGUAAUGAUGACCUCUAAUCUAACCGCCAGUGCACCAAAGUGUAAAUUAAAAAUAAAGGUCUGACUCUGUGACAGCAGCAGAGGGAAGGAGCUCCCAUCUGAAACUUGCUUGCCUGCAGCCAGUGCAGUGAAAUGUGCUGAGAUGCCAUCACAGACAGUGCCACAGUAGUGAGGGGCAGCUGGCCCUGGUGAGGGGUCACCAGCUUAGGAGUACCAAGGGACCACCUGGAUGGGAGGGAAAGACAGCCAGGACUUCUGGCUUUGAGUGGAGCAGGGUGGAGCAGCACACAGAGGAGGUUUUGCAGCUUCACAGCCUGAGCAACCAAAGUUCAUGGGAUGGGAAAACAAAUGGAGCAGGCCAGUAGCUUUACAGAGCCUAUGGUCCUGAUGGCUGCAAGAAGGGCAACAGGGAAAACCUAUCUGGGGCUGGACAUGGUGGAAAUGGUAGUAGGGAGAGGAUGGAAGUUCUUACUUAAAAAGGUACUGGUACUGUGGCUUUUCAUGCUGCUAGAGACAAGUCAGUCCAGAGUCUGCCAAGGAGAGAGAGGCACUACACCUUCAUGAAAUACCUCUGUCAGCCCUCCGGUUCAGCUGUCCAUCAUUGCUUCAGUCACAGGCUCCUCCUUCAGAGGUGCUCAGCUGGUCAGAGGACAACUUUGCACCUCAAAACCACACAGACUCUCCCUCCUCAUUACCAAAGGUAGAAGUCCUUCUCUGGCCCAGCAGCCUGAGACAGGGAUGAUCUGCUUUCCAGUUUUUAUUUCUUGCUCCUGGGGAAGAAGGAGAAUACAGUUCCUUAUGAACAACGUGCUGGCAGUGGUGACCCAGCAUCGACCAUGUGUUCUCUGCCCUGGCAUGAGAGCAAUGCUAAUACCCAGUGAAGGCUGCACACCUGAACAGUGUGCAGAAACCUGAAGCCUCUCUCAGGGGUCCAGCCCACCUUUGAAUUCUAGCCUGGCACACUGAUCCUGUGCAAUAGUCUGAGCACCCUCACCCUGCCAACAUCAGGUCCUCUGUGACUGAACCAAGCUGGAGUCAAGAGUUUCCUGAAACUCUUUCUACAAAUAUCACUAACCAAACUUCAGCCCCCUCCUCAGCCUAUAGAACUCCUGCCAGAAACCCAUGCAUGUAUUUUUACACAUAUAGGUAAACCUAGUGAAUUCAGUGGGACUGCUCCCUUGCAUAGCAAUACAUACAUUCAAAGAGCAAGGAGAAGACCAACCACUGCUUCUCUUCUUUGGUCUCAUUUCCUAAACAAAGGAAAAAUAAUUAUGAUGCACAGACACUGGGAAAAGUCCAUUUACUGAAUUAGGUGUAAUCAAGAGAGUGAACGUUUGUGGUACCUGCCCUUGUAGUUAGCAUGGCCCAAUUACUGAAACACAGUCCAGGGCAGCAAGAGUUUUGUUUGUUGAGGAAGUUGCAUUGUAGUAGUAGUAGUAGUAUUUAAUUUGUUAAUUAAUAGCUUUGAGCAGUAUGAGGAUGGAGGCAAAGAUGAUUAAUAUUUCUUCUUAAUAAGUGCUGUAUCUUGAUGUGUAUUUAUGCUUUUCUUAUUUAUUUAUUUAUUUAUAAUUUGGAUCUACAAGAGAAGGAGCUAUUUACAAGAAGCAUAUUAAAUUUCCUUUUAUUCCAG